AUUCACUACGGAUUCUGUAGAAAGUUCUAGGUCAAAUGAUUAGUUCUGUGACAAGACAGCAUGAUACUUUGAGUAUGACAGAAGCCCUGAUGCUGCAGCAGAGGCUGGGAAUAUUAAUGGCCAAAUCUAGAGAUCACAUGGUCUUCUAAAGAAGUCAUGGGUAGCUGUUGUAGCUGUCCAGAUAAAGAAACUGUCCCAGAUAACCAUCGAAACAAGUUUAAGGUUAUUAAUGUGGAUGAUGAUGGUAAUGAACUGGGUUCUGGCAUAAUGGAACUUACAGAUACAGAACUAAUUUUGUACACCCGUAAAAGGGACUCUGUAAAAUGGCACUACCUCUGUCUCCGUCGCUAUGGCUAUGACUCAAAUCUUUUCUCUUUUGAAAGUGGCCGAAGGUGUCAAACUGGACAAGGAAUCUUUGCCUUUAAAUGUGCCCGUGCAGAAGAGCUAUUUAAUAUGUUGCAAGAGAUAAUGCAGAAUAAUAGCAUAAAUGUGGUAGAAGAACCAGUAGUAGAAAGGAAUAAUCAUCAAACUGAGUUGGAAGCUCCAAGAACCCCUCGAACACCUACCACUCCUGGGUUCAGUGCACAAAGUUUACCUAACGGCUAUCCCAGAUAUCCAUCUUUUGGAGAUGCUUCAUCACAUCCUUCCAGCAGACAUCCUUCUGUCGGAAGCGCACGCCUCCCCUCUGUCGGUGAAGAAUCAACACAUCCUUUACUUGUAGCAGAGGAGCAAGUGCAUACUUAUGUCAACACUACUGGGGUACAAGAGGAAAGAAAAAAUCGAUCAAGUGUGCAUGCGCCACUGGAAUCAAAGCUUUCAAACACUGAAACAAUUAAAGUGAAAGAAGAUAAGAUGUGUACUGAUGACAGAGAUGCUCAGGUUCUCCUGGAGCCCGAAGGAGUCAAGUUCGUUUUAGGACCAACACCUGUUCAAAGGCAGUUAAUGGAAAGAGAGAAACUGGAGCAACUUGGGAGAGACCAAGUUAGCGGCAGCAGCACAAACAACACUGAAUGGGACACUGGGUACGACAGUGAUGAACGUAGAGAAACACCAUCUGGUAAUAAAUUGGUGUAUGAAAAUAUAAAUAGGUUAUCAAUCCCUAGUGCCUCAGGGGUCAGGAGAGGUCGUUUGACAUCAACCAGUACCUCAGACACCCAGAACAUUAACAACUCUGCUCAGAGGAGAACUGCACUGUUGAACUAUGAGAACUUGCCAUCCUUGCCUCCUGUUUGGGAAGCCCGCAAGCUGAGUAGAGAUGAAGAUGACAGUUUAGGACCAAAGACCCCAUCUCUGAAUGGCUACCACAAUAACCUAGAUCCAAUGCAUAAUUAUGUCAAUACAGAGAAUGUAACAGUACCAGCAAGUGCUCAUAAAGUAGAAUUUACACGACGUCGGGACUGUACCCCAACAGUCUUUAACUUUGACAUUAGGCGUCCAAGUUUAGAACACAGGCAGCUCAACUAUAUACAGGUUGACUUGGAAGGUGGUAGUGACUCCGACAACCCUCAGACUCCAAAAACCCCCACCACUCCACUUCCGCAAACUCCAACCAGGCGCACAGAGCUGUACGCUGUGAUAGACAUUGAAAGAACUGCUGCUAUGUCAAGCUUGCAAAAAGCACUGCCCCGAGAUGAUGGUACUUCUAGGAAAACUAGACAUAACAGUACUGACCUGCCUAUGUGAGCCUGGGAAGCAUUAAAUCAUUUGCACCUUUUGUGAAGUUUAUAAAAUUGAAGAUGCAAAUACUUUGCAUUUCUUAACACUAACGCCUUUUAUAGACUAAUAGGACUUUUUCUGCAUACUUCAUGUACUUGUCUAACUAAAGGGAAUUAAUGUAGAGCAAGUAUUCAUUUAGGUAACACUCUUUCAUUCUACAGUAGUAGUAAUUACUGCAUAGCAGCAUCACCACCUUUCACAGUGCCUCUUUAAAUUGAUUAGAGUCUGAGUGACGUGCCAGUUUUGAAUUUAUAAAUAUUCUGGUCUGGUGCCUAUACUUGUUAAUGGCAUUUAUAACACUUUUUAAAGCCUCUUGAUAUGUGCAUUAUUAGCAGGUAAACCUAAUCUUUCAAGAUACCCAUCUUACGUUCAUUCCUUAUUGAAGUGGGUCCUCUGGAAUGAAAUGUGUGUAAUGCAUUAAUUCACUCAGUUUGAUAUACACGAGAUAUAUUGGUUCAUCUCAAGGGAUAUAAACACCACACCUUUGUUGUCUGUUGUUUUGUUUGUGUUUUUUUUUUUUUAAGACCACAUGGGCAAGAAGGCCUCUAAUUCCCAAUAGUUUUUUCUUAACUUGUGUGAUAUUUGAGAGGUCACAUCAAAGUUCAUUGAUCAGAGCUAUGAACACAUCUAAACCCAGCCUUAAGCUCCUUCUGCUAGAAGAGAAUUCUGAGUGGCAUAUCGAGUUCCCUGUGAAAUCUGACAGAAUUUUAAUCUCACUAGAGUUUGGGGUUUUUUUUUUUUGUUUGUUUGUAAAGGAAUUCACAGGUUGGCUGUAUGAAUUAAGGCUCUCUUGUCAUUUCUUAGUUCGGUGUGCCUUCCUUUCUUUGUAUUUGUGUGUUUCUUUUUUACCUGUUCCAUAACGUCUUGUUUUAAAAGUCAAAAUUUUGUACAUAGCUUUAAUUAUUGUUCAGGGUCAUUUAUGUGUUUGUCUUACUCUUUGCAUUUGACAAAGAAAGACUCUUGAAGGUCAAAUGGUUGUCUUUGUCCAGUGUUCUACUUUUUUAUGCCUGACAGAAAUAUCCCAGCUCUCCAGCAGUGUGCAUUAUUGCACAACUGGAAGGGUUUAUUAUGCAGUUAUUGUCUUCCUCUAAAGCGUCAGACACAGGUUACACGGGAGGCAGGGUACUGGACUUAGUUCUUUCUAGAAAACUGUACAUUCUAGCAGUGUGCAUCCAUAGUUGAUCAUAUAAUUUAGAAAGAUUCAUAGUAAAUUAUCUGAAGGUAGCAUUAUCUACAAGCAUACUUCUUUUCCUUUUGCAGUUGGUGAACUUGGUUAUAAUGGCUGCUCAGUGUUACAGGUACAUCCAGGUAGAAUGUUGUUCGUUGAAUAUGCCAGACGCACCCUUAGCAGAAGUUUUGGGUUUGGGUUUUUUUGUUGUUUUUUUUUUUUAUACUCUGAAUAAUUUUAGAAUUCUGGCAGUAUUGCAGGUGCACCUUGGUACUAGCAGCAGAAGAGAUCAUUUUUGAGCCUGUGAUUGCAAAGGAACUGACACUUGUGUGAACUGGUGUGAUGCAAAAUAACCCUUGAACUGUGAGUGAGGAAAAACAUGCAAGAAAAGCCAUUUGGAGAUCUGAAAAAGAAUUAAGGGUCUUCAUGCAAUAUUUGAAUUGAAGUUUUAUAUAAAACAAACUACAAAUAUUUUCAGUCUCUUAAAUUGGAGUGUGUUCCUGUUCCUUUGUUAACUUUUUCUUUGGUCUUCUCUCAGUUUAGUAGUGGCAGCAGUGGUAGCACCUGAAAUACAUGCAUCUUGCCACACCAUUAGGGGAUAUCAGGCAACCUUUUCACUCUGACUUGCAUUAUUCUUUACAGACUGCAUGGUACUAAAAUACUAGAUGCACAAAGGACAUAAUUUGCAGAAGUAAAAGAUGGGAGUCAUUGAGACCAUUAUGAGGAAUUUAAAUGAGAUUUAAAAAAACCCUCAUUAAUGAUUUCACAGUCAACCUAUGCAUACUCUUGUGAUAGACCCGUUGACUUGUGGGGUGACCUUGGUACUCAAGAAGGGAAUGACUACCUAGAGCUAGACAUUUUACAGGUCUGCAGUGUUCGUGCUCCUUCACACCUUUGCCAUUGCCUCACCUUAUGCUAUGGACCGGUCUUGGUCUGCACUGAAGAGAAAUUGCCAGGUAUUGCAAAAUACUUACUGGGUUCGUGAUUCUGGUGUGAUUCUUGUUCUUAGCUUAUAGCUUACUUAAAUUUGUGAGCUGAACUAAUGCUUCAGCAUGUGUUUUGAGGCAAACGUGUUUGAUCUAGCUAGCUGCCUAGAAAUAUUUGGUCCUCAUCUGUAUAGUAUGGGUGUUUCGGAAAUACUAAUUAACUGGACCCUUAAAACACACCUGUGAGGCAGGGAAGUAAUAUUCUUAAUUGACAAAUAGGGAAACAGAGGCUUCAGGUAGAUCCUAAGUGACCUGCUGAAAUUACAGCAACCAACCAUAUCCUUCCUUAGUUCUGGUGCACUGUUCUACGUGUUUAUCAUGAAUAGUCUCAGAUACAAGGGAUGGUCUGAGGAAUUUUUUUUAUGUUGUUGCAAGUUUCACAGUACUCCACAGUGGGUGUUUUCUUAGCUCUGGUCCCCAGAAUUGAGAACAUACUGAAAUUUCAACUUUCUGUAGCCUUAAUUAUAUUAAGUCUGACAUAUUUUCCAGGACUACUUUUUACCCUCUUAGAUUUUACAGGUGGGAUAAUGCUUUCUUGUUUUGUGUACGCUGCAAACAUACCAGGUAGUCCCUGUUACCUGUGCUACUCAUCUUCAGCAUUCCUUAUUUUCUGCCCCUUGAAGUAGGUGUAGUAGCAAUGCACUUUACCCUUUGAGACUUGGUAAAUAUUUUUUCAAUUCAGUCUCUUUUAAAGGCUGUGAUGUUAGGUUUAGUGUCUGUAAUCUAGGAUUCAGUUUUCAGCUGAAAUCCCUCCACAGUAUUUAGGUCGUAUUUAUUUUGGGCCCACAGGUGUAUAGACUGAGAAACUACAAAUACAUAACCAUUUUCUUUAGUAAGUGAGACAUGUAAAGUUUACAUAAACUAGAUCCUGCAAAAAUGGCAGCAUCUCCAUCAGUUCUGCUUUUCAUCCAUAGCAUGCAGUUGGCUGCUACCCUUCAAGCACAUUUGACAUGGGAGAGCCUUUAACUGUAGGUAUUCCUUUAAUGCAAUGAUUUGGGAAAAACAAACAUUAGUGUAUCUUUUAAACAAGGAAACCUGAGUUGAUAAAAAAGAUGAAACAGUGACCAAAAGUACAUAAUAAAGAUUGUACUAGAAGUACAGUUAGUGAGAAUUUAAUCCAUUGGUUAUAUCAGGAAUAUUUUUUUUUCUCAGACUGAUGUCAAGAGGAGGACCAAUUUUU
This is a messenger RNA of Haliaeetus leucocephalus (bald eagle), 5050 nucleotides long. RefSeq names its product fibroblast growth factor receptor substrate 2 (gene FRS2). The transcript has 7 exons. Gene Ontology annotation, biological process: cell surface receptor protein tyrosine kinase signaling pathway. The record is from RefSeq and is a predicted model, not a curated record. Gene Ontology annotation, cellular component: cytoplasm; cell-cell junction. Lineage: Eukaryota; Metazoa; Chordata; Aves; Accipitriformes; Accipitridae. The coding region runs from base 157 to 1683 and encodes 508 amino acids.